This is a messenger RNA of Gymnodraco acuticeps, 1871 nucleotides long. Its product is annotated as cytokine-inducible SH2-containing protein-like. Lineage: Eukaryota; Metazoa; Chordata; Actinopteri; Perciformes; Bathydraconidae. The transcript has 2 exons. The record is from RefSeq and is a predicted model, not a curated record. Gene Ontology annotation, biological process: phosphatidylinositol phosphate biosynthetic process; intracellular signal transduction. Bases 817 to 1476 code for a protein of 219 amino acids. Gene Ontology annotation, cellular component: phosphatidylinositol 3-kinase complex. Gene Ontology annotation, molecular function: 1-phosphatidylinositol-3-kinase regulator activity.
AAAGUCUGUUUGAUCUAGAAUUGCAUUAUUUAUAUACAAUGAUAUUGCCUGAUGUCUGAAUGAUUGUGACACUUUAUUAACCCUUUAAUUUGUUUUUGGCUUUUUGUGUCGUGUGUUUUUUGUUUAUUUCACUAGUCUACUUAAUGUAGUCUAGCCUACAUUAUCUCAGAUCAAUACAUUACUAUUAUAUUUAAUAUUUUAAUUUUCUGCUACUUUUACUCCACUACAAUUGGGAGGGAACCACUUCAUUUAUCUGAAAGCUUCAGUCAUUAAUUACUUUUCAGAUUCUAAUGAAUAAUAUAAUUAAAAUAAAUUAUACAAAUAAAUACAUAAAGUGUUGUAUUGAUUUGCAUAAAGAUAAGGUUUUUUAAUAUAAAUGUAUCACUUGGUUAAAUGUACAAGCAACCCAGCUAAAUAUUUAGUGAAAAGAAUCAAGCCAAAUUGACCAGCUGACUCAUAUAAUACUUAUAUAAUGCUUACUUAUGCGUACAUUAAUAUGCAUUAUAAUUCAACUUCAACUUCUAUACAUUUUAAUACAGAGUCAUUUCAAACUGUGAUAUUUGACUUACUAAAACUACCUAACAAGAAUCUUUCACCAAUUGGGGUUGGUUGUUUUUGUGCUCGUCAGCUCAAUUUGGACAAGAGCAACCAAACCUAUAUUUUACAUCUGUGAAUUAAAAAUGAUAUAAACAUAUAAUUUACUUGAUUUACUUGGGACAGUGACCUAUUAAAGUAGUUCAGAGCUUUAACAGAAAUCUCUGUUAAAUACCUAACAGGUAAUGUUCUGUGUAUUAACAGGGCUGCUAUUAAUCAGAAAUGGUUGCCCGUGCAGUGACAAUUUUUCAUCAUGAGGAGCGACAAGCUUCCUGCCGCCUGCAGCCCUUUCCUCCGCCCUGUGACCCAGCAGAUGAUCUCUGCUGCAUCACCACCACCUUCCAGUACCUACAGACCUCAGGCUGGUACUGGGGCUCUAUCUCUGCGAAUGAAGCUCGGGAAGUUCUCCAAAAAAGGUCUGAAGGCACAUUCCUAAUGCGGGACAGCAGUCACCCUCAGUUCAUGCUGGCCCUGUCAGUGAAGACCCGCUGUGGACCCACCAGCAUUCGCAUCAAAUACUGCAGGGGCUCUUUCUGGCUGGACUCCAUUUCCCCCGGCCUGCCUCACCUGCAGUCCUUCCCAGAUGUGCUCAGCCUCAUACAGAACUACACAGCCUCCGGACACACAAAACAGCGCCAGAGGUCAAAUGACAUCCAUCCACAAACAAAGCCUGACCCCACCAAGCACACGGACAGUGACAGUGGAGUGCCUGACAGUGGAGUGCCUCUGGAGCUGGUGCGCCCCCUGCACAAACCAGAGGCCUUCUCUUCUUUACAGCACCUGACGCGCCUCGCAAUCAACAGACACACAAAGUGCCCUGACCAUCUGCCACUCCCGAAGCCUCUGCUGCACUACCUGCAGGACUAUCCUUUCCACAUAUGAGGGUCUCUGUCUCUCUGGUGCAGGACACAGAGACUGGGACGUGGGUCAGGGUCACCCUCCUUGUUGACCACACACUGUGAAUCUUGGAACAGUUUGACACCCAAAGGGACAGCGAUUGACCCAGAUGGAGGUAAUUGAAAUGAAUGACGAGUUAAGUCUUUGUACUACUGUUGUUCUCUAGGAUAAGAUUUUUUUUUUUACUAUUUUCAUAAGUCUGUGUCAGCAACUGUGAACUGAUUUUAUUUAAAUGCCAAUGUGUGAGCUUUUUCUAUUUAUUUGUGCCAUUUCCUAUCAGUAAGAAGAGAUUCACAUAAUGUUUUUGCAUGUUUUGGACGAGUGGCUCCAAUUUUUUACAUGAUUUUAGCAAUAAUAAUUAAAGAAAAACUAAAAUCUGU